This is a messenger RNA of Danio rerio (zebrafish), 5827 nucleotides long. NCBI's taxonomy places the organism in Eukaryota, Metazoa, Chordata, Actinopteri, Cypriniformes, Danionidae. The record is from RefSeq and is a predicted model, not a curated record.
CGAGGGCUUUAGAUCCCCAUUCGGCACUCCACAAAGAGCAGGAACAGCAGACUGAAUCAUCAGCCACAUUUGGAGACCAAAUCAGCUGUGAACGUACACCUGUAGCUUUGAGCUGAAGUGGAUGUAAGGUUCAUGUGUAUACAGACCUCUUAGGAAGAGGCCUAGGGCUAUGAGCCUGAUGCAGUGAGGAGUGGAAGGAAGACCAGUCUCAGUAGGGCCCAUGUGUGACCGAAAAAGCUCCAGGAGGCAUGGUGGGAAGCGGGAAUCUCGUUCUUCAGGAGAAUCUCGUUCUUCAGGAGGAUCAGCCGAAGGAGGAGGGGGUGGAGGAGGUGGUAGUGGUAGUGGAGGAGGAGUGGAGGGUCCCACGCUCCUAGUGGACGUUAAGGAGUUUCUCGCUAAAGCCAAAGAAGAUUUCCUAAAGAAAUGGGAGAACCCAGCACAGAACACUGCGUCUCUGGACCAUUUUGAGCGGUUGAAGACGCUGGGCACCGGCUCCUUUGGACGAGUCAUGCUAGUCAAGCACAAAGAAUCAGGCCAGCAUUUUGCCAUGAAGAUCCUCGACAAACAGAAGGUGGUGAAGCUGAAACAGAUAGAACACACACUGAAUGAGAAACGCAUCCUGCAGGCUGUCAGCUUCCCCUUUCUUGUGCGAUUGGAGCAUUCUUUCAAGGAUAAUACUAACCUGUAUAUGGUAAUGGAGUAUGUUCCUGGAGGAGAGAUGUUUUCUCACUUACGUAGAAUCGGAAGAUUUAGUGAGCCUCAUGCCCGAUUUUACGCCGCCCAAAUAGUUCUGACCUUUGAAUACCUUCACUCACUCGAUCUCAUCUACCGAGAUCUGAAGCCUGAAAACCUGCUCAUAGACCAGCAGGGCUACAUACAGGUAACAGAUUUUGGAUUUGCUAAACGUGUAAAGGGCAGGACCUGGACACUGUGUGGCACACCUGAGUACCUGGCACCAGAAAUCAUCCUCAGUAAAGGCUAUAAUAAAGCUGUGGACUGGUGGGCUCUGGGAGUGCUGAUCUACGAGAUGGCUGCUGGUUACCCGCCAUUCUUUGCUGACCAGCCUAUCCAGAUCUACGAGAAAAUUGUCUCCGGGAAGGUCCGCUUUCCUUCACAUUUUAGCUCUGACCUGAAGGAUCUGCUGAGAAACCUGCUGCAGGUCGAUCUGACGAAACGCUUCGGGAACCUGAAGAACGGCGUCAACGACAUCAAGGGCCACAAAUGGUUUGCAACCACCGACUGGAUUGCAAUCUACCAGAAGAAGGUGGAAGCCCCGUUCAUCCCUAAGUGCAAAGGCCCCGGGGACACCAGCAACUUCGACGACUACGACGAGGAAGAAAUCCGGGUCUCUAUCACGGAGAAAUGUGGAAAGGAGUUUGCUGAAUUCUAGAAGCAGCAGCAGCAGCGGUGGAGGAGAGGCAUGGAGAGAGAUUAGACGUGGGGCAACAGAGAGAAGAAGAAGACAAGGAUGAGGUUUUCCAGGUUGGGAUGAUGGACUGGACUGAGCCUGUAUUCGGUAACAACAACGCAAAGCCCUCACACACAGACGGAGGGAGAAUAGGAGUCCUGAGAGAUAAAGAGAGAGAGAGAGACGCCAGCGGUGUUGCCUUUUCAGAUCCUUCGUCACUUGUUACUUGUCCAUUUUCAUGUUUUCCCUCUUGUUUGGUAGCCAGGGUCCAUUGGGCAGAGAUUCAGUCACCUCUCUGGGACUGGCUGGCAUGGGGAUAUUUGUGACUACUUUUUUUUUUGUUUGUUUGUUUUUUUCUCCAGAGAUAUAGAGGUUACUUUCUGGUACUGAAUUUUGGCUUCUCCAGAGAAAAUUACCCCAUAUUACUUCAAUUUUUUUUUAAUUAGCAAAGGUGUCCUUGCUCUGUAGUUAUCCACUCUUUCACAUAUUCUUUUCAUUAUUUUAAUUUCCAAUGCACAUAUUGGCACUCAAUACCAAAUCAAACCAACUGAAACUUGUGCAGGAGUUUUGUUUUCGAGAGAUCACCCAUUUCCGAUUUGGAUUUCAAGCAUCACACUAUCAUUUAUCAUCAUGUAUUAAAGGGAUAGUUCACACAAAAAUCAAAUCUGCCAUUUCUUUCUUCCAUUGAGCACAAAAGAUUACAUUUUGAAGACUUCUGGUUGCUGGCGCGCAUUGACUUCCAUAGUAGAGGAGUAGUAAACUUCUAUGGAAGCAUUUUGAUGGGUAUUUCUUGAAAAUAUCUUGUGUUCAACCGAAGAAAGGUUUCAACUACAUGAGGAAGAUUUUUCUUUUUGUGUGUGUUAUCCCUUUAAUUUGGUACAGUUUCCUGCAGUGCUCUCAGAUCAGGCAGAAUCAGCCGGUUAAUAUAAAAAUACUUGAUUUGGAUUGAUUAGCUUCGUGUAUUUCAAGUCCUAAAAAUCUUGUCAUAGUGAUGGAAUGUGGUUUGUCUUCAAAAAGCGGCCACGGAUGAAACCGUAACUUACUUUAUAUUGCAGAUUUGUAGCAUGUAUGAGCAUUCUCGAUGCUCCAAAUCCAUUAUUUCAUCCGUUUGUUAAGUUUUGCUUAAUUCUAAGGUACAUUUUUUUCAGAAAUCGGUGAACAUAAAAUGUAAGAUAUAGUUCAAGCACAAAGGUUUGUGAUGCAGAUGAUCGUUUUUAAAAAUGACGCUUUUAAGGAAAACUAAAUCUGUUAAAGGAAGGCACUGUUUCUGUGGUUACACUGGGUUUCUGAUGGAUUAUGAUGUUGUUUUAUUAUAUAUAGUUUUCUGCCAUGUCACCUGCCAGUGGCCAACUUACCGAAAACAGAAUAACCCUCUUCUAAACAGCCUAGUCAAGUUGUUUGAAAGUUUGGUGGGUUAUCAAUGAAUUUAACUUCUCUGAGGCUUCACUAUUCAAGCUCCAUUUCUGCUUUAAACAAAGUUAGCUGUUCAUAUAGACUGAGAAAAUGCACUUAAUGUAGUUAAUCUUCAGCAGAACAAGAAGAUUUUAAGCUGAAGCUGUAUUCCUUGGUAAUUGAUCAAAUCAAUGGCAAUUGGCUUUUUUUUAUUUUUUUUUAAGUCAAACGAAUAUACAGGAUAAACAAAAUAGAUACCUGUGGCUCUGGAAUAGCGAAAUGAUCAGUCUGUGCAGGAAACUGAAUCUUAUUUAAAACAUUCUAAACCCAAACCGUUUGCUGAAGCUGAGUUUUCUGCCGCAUUAUUCUCAUGUAAGCUGACACUGUUUGUUUACAUCAAUUAAAGGUUGUAGUAAUGUUGUAAAUAGUGUUCAGUUUCAGCCUCAGGCUGAUUGUUUUGCUUUAUAAGACUGUAAUGUAUCAUCAUGAGCCAUAUGGAUUCAUUUCAUUUUUGCUGAAUGUUUAUGACGACUUCGAAAGUGUUUGUAAUGGCUCACUUAAAGGGGUAGUUCAUGCAAAAAUGAUAUUGUUCAUUUAUGUAAUUCAUGUAAAUGUUGUUUUAAACCUAUUUGAGUUUCUUCUGUUGAACACAAAAGAAGAUAUUUUGAAAAAUGCUGGAGGAUGGUGCCCAUAGUCUUCCAGUGUAGGGGAAAAAAUGCUAAAGAAGUCAAUGGGUGCCAGCUACUAGCAACAUUCAAAGUAACUUACUUUGUUUACAUCAGAGGAACAUCAUACAAGUUGUAAAACAUGUAAAUGAUAGCAGAAUUUUCAACUUUGGGUGAACUAUGGCUAAAAUUGCAGUUUUUGGUAUCUUAUUAAAGGGAUAGUUCACCCAAAAUUAAAAAUUCUGCUGUUAUUUACUCUGUUUUACAACCUGUACAACUUUCUUUUGAUUAAAAAAAAAAAAAGAAUACAUUGAAUGUUGCUAGUAGCUGGCACCCAUUGACUUCUAUAUAAUAUUUUUCCCCUCUAUAUAAUUGGAAGACUAUGUGCAUCAUUCUUCAAAAUAUCUUCUUUUGUUUUCAUCAGAAGAAAGUCUUUUGUAAAAGUCAGGUUGUAAAACAGAAUAAAUGGCGACAUAAUUUUCAAUUUAUAGUAAUCUAUCCCUUUAAUAAGAUAUCAAAACCUGGAAUUUCAGCCAACACUCUUUUCUAAUGAAUGGCAGUAAAUGAACAGCAUUUUCUUUUUGUUAAUUCGUUCUUUAAGAUUGCAACCAGCUCCGUUCAUUCGGCUUAUUGAAUUGAGUUUGCUUUCUAUCUUGUUUUUUGUAGGACACAAGACAAUCUGAAAACACGUCCCCAUGAUUGUUUAGUUUUUUCAGAUGUGUGCAAUAUUGUGUAGUGCGUUUCAAAGAUUUUAUUUUGUUGUUGAUUCAAAGAAUAUAUUAGUUGUUAAAGGAGAAGUGUGGUUCGUCUGCCACUAGGGGCACUAAAGUAAACCUCAUUUUGAUGGUGUAACCAAACAGAAAGAACGCUAUAUUUGAUUCUGACAGCUUUUGCGAGUUUUCAUUCUUCUAAUGGAACGCAAUUAAGGAAAAUUUGAAAUUUACGAAAAUUCUAGCAGUGCGAUUAAUCAAAAUCUUUGGUUUUGUUACGUUUUCUUUUUUUAUGAUGACUAGUGUAACUUAAUUUUGCUGAAUGUUUGCAACAAACGAUUAGUGCCAGGUUAAAAAUAUGUUUCGAGCUAUACUUUGUAUGCAUUUUAGUAUUGGAGUUCUCAAUCUCACACCGAAUAGAAAAGGGUAGUUCACCCAAAAAUGUAAAUUCUGCUAUCAUUUACUCGUACAAAACCAGUUUUAGUUUCUUCUGUUGAACACAGAAGUAUAUAUUACACAGCUUUUGAAGAAGCCACCAACUUUCUUCAAAAUAUCUACUUUUCUGUUUAACAGAAGAAAGGAGAGUGAUUUCAGUUUCUGGUAAGGUCAUUUUCAUGUUUGGGUGAACCAUCCCUUAAUGAUCAUAUAGUGUUUGUUCAUUUACAUCGACAAGUCACCGCAACCUGCCAGGAUCGCAGCCAUAAACGUACCCGUUUUUAAUCAUUAUAGGUGCUUAAGUACCUUUUUAGAAAUGGGCUGCUGUUUUGUCAUCCUUGCUUCUCGACUAUUGCUGGCAGAUUCGCUCUCCUCGUUUGUAGGAGAAACGGCUUCAUCUUACGGCUUCGAAAAACAAUCAGUGUUCAUAGAUUGCUUCUGUUGCGUUUUAGAUUACCCAGCAGGCUCUCGAAGAAGCAACUUGAGACUAUCCUCAACUGGUGCAUAUAAUGAGUUCUAAUGUACAGGUUUUCGUGUGAGCUUUCCCCUCAUCUUCGAGCUUGAUCGUGAUUUAUUUGAAGGGUUUGUCUUAAGAUGGCAGUGUUUUAAAUGGGUGGCUGGAGAUGACGGCUCAAAUGCACCUUUCAUUACACACUUUAAUUUUUGUCGGUCAGAGCAUGGAAAAUACGUGACACUCUUGCCGAUAGUCAUCCCUCUGUCUGCCUGGCUUUCAGAUAUGUGGGUGUCACUCCAGUUUCACACUCAUCUGCUCAUUUACACUGACUGUCAAUCAUCUUUUUGCGUGUGUGCGAGUGUGUGUGUGCGCAUCAGUCCAUGAUACAGUUUGCCUUUGUACACAUCCAGUUUCCUACACUCUUCUAUUUGCUUUUUAAAAAAAGGAGAUCAUGAAGAAAACAUUUGAUUUACUUUUUGCAUAUUUUCUAAGUGUAUUUUCAAUAACAGGAGUCUCUUUCCUCCCGACAUGGGUAUGGUGAUGGUGUAGUCUAUUGUACCUUUUUUCGGGAAACAAUACUGUAUAUUCUCUGCCUUUAACAGUCUUAAUUAUUUUACCUUCUGGAGAAGUUGACGGAUACCCGUAGGACACAUCGAGUAUGUUUAAAAACGACAAAAAAAGAAUAAAAUAAAAAAAAUUCACAGAAUAAUAUUUUGCAACAUGUAUCAUUCCAAUAAAGUUUUAAUUGUUAAAAUUACAGAAA